GAGUGACUGCGUGUGAAGCGUCUACGCUGACAGAGUAUCAAAUGAUUCCACUGGUUUUGUAUUUCAUUUGACUUCUUUCUCUGAGAGCUCUGUGAGGGCAGAGAAGCUCAUGUAGAAGCUGCAACCACAGGUAUUCUUCAUCUCAGCCAUUCACUCAUUAGGGAGGAAAAAUAAAAUAUAAAAUAAAAUCAAAAGUUGUAAGUUUUCAUCUCAACCCUUGAUUUCCCAUUCUUCUCUCUCUCUCUCUCUCUCUCUCUCUCUCUCUCUCUCUUUUGUAUCCAAUCUAUACAAAAAAAAAAAAAAAAAAAAAAAAAAGAGGAGGAAAGAAGGAAGAAGAAGAUGUUCCAUUUCCAUCAUUACAGAAAGCUCCUCCAAAUCAACACCCAAACACUGCAAAUCCAAUCUAUACAAAACCCAUUUCUAAAAUCCCAUUACCAAACAAACCCACCUUCUCCUUUCGUACAAUACCUCAAAAACUCAUGUGGGUUCUCACCAGAAAAGGCUCUAACAGUCUCCAAAAUGCUAAAACACACCCCCAAGAACCCAGAUUCUGUCCUCACCUUCUUCAAAUCUCAUGGGUUCUCAGAAUCUCACCUCAAAUUCAUCAUCAACAGAAUCCCACGACUCCUCUUUGCCAUCCCCAAGUCCAGCUUAAGUCCCAAGAUCCAAUUCUUCAUAGAGAAGGGCCUCUCCGAAUCCGACAUCGUGGGCCUCAUCGUUUCGAAUCCCUACAUCUUGAACUUCAGCCUCGAAAGCUGUAUAAAACCGGUGUUUGAUUUCAUCCGCGGCUUUUUGGGCAAUGACAGAUUCGUGAUUGAAUUACUCAAGCGGUCUAUGUUUAGAUUUUAUCUCCAAAGAUUGGUGAGCAAUGCGACUGUUUUGAAGAAUUAUGGUGUCUCGAAUUGUCACAUUUCAAGAUAUCUUGUGAAACGACCUAAUGCAUUGAUGAUGCCAAACCCUUGUCAGUUUAAUGGCAAGGUGAAGAUGGUUACAGAAAUGGGGGUCAUUCCUUCAACAUAUAUGUUCAUGGAGAUGGUCCUUGUAAAGGGAAGUCUAAGCCAUUUGACAUGGGAUAUGAAAUUCAAGGUGUAUAGGAGCUUGGGGUGGUCAGAUGAGGAGAUAUUGUUUGCCUUCCGGAAGUACCCAAGCUGUUUUUUGACAUCGGAGGAGAAAAUUAGGAAGGGGAUAGAUUUCUUUGCCAAGGAGUUAGGUUGGAGUACUUCUUACAUUCUGAGCUAUCCGAUGCUUCUCUCGCUUAGCAUGGAGAAAAGAGUCAUGCCCAGGUACAGGUUUCUGCAGGUUUUGGAGUCAAAGGGCCUAAUUAGUCUUGAUAAGAAGAAGUUUGCAUGGAGUUUUACUAUGGGCCCGAAGCAGUUCUUGGAGAAGUAUGUGAUGAAGCACCAGGCAAAGGUUCCGGAGAUAUUGAAGGUUUACGAGGCCAUGAUUGAAUCAAAGGGACUGAGUAUCAAGGAUGGAGAAGAGUGUGAGGUUCAACACUUGUAACGUUUUGUUUGUGAAAUUGCAUUAUUUUCACUAUACAAGAUUUUCGCUCGCUUGCAUUUUGCUCGUCUGGAACAGAAAUUUCAACCUUUUAUUGAGGUUGUGUUUUGUUGCACCAAAUUUAAUUGAUUUAUCAUGAAAAAUCUUGAUAUUUGGUGCAA
Messenger RNA from Magnolia sinica, 1661 nucleotides. RefSeq names its product transcription termination factor MTERF9, chloroplastic-like. Bases 340 to 1503 code for a protein of 387 amino acids. Gene Ontology annotation, biological process: chloroplast organization; regulation of DNA-templated transcription. The record is from RefSeq and is a predicted model, not a curated record. The transcript has a single exon. Gene Ontology annotation, cellular component: chloroplast. Gene Ontology annotation, molecular function: double-stranded DNA binding. NCBI's taxonomy places the organism in Eukaryota, Viridiplantae, Streptophyta, Magnoliopsida, Magnoliales, Magnoliaceae.